This is a messenger RNA of Ochotona curzoniae (black-lipped pika), 3597 nucleotides long. RefSeq names its product Grid2 interacting protein (gene GRID2IP). Lineage: Eukaryota; Metazoa; Chordata; Mammalia; Lagomorpha; Ochotonidae. The transcript has 22 exons. The coding region runs from base 1 to 3597 and encodes 1198 amino acids. The record is from RefSeq and is a predicted model, not a curated record. Gene Ontology annotation, molecular function: protein binding.
AUGCCCGCCACCAACCAGGGCUGGCCCGAGGACUUCGGCUUCCGGCUGGGCGGCUCCGGCCCCUGCUUCGUCCUGGAGGUGGCCGAGGGGAGCAGCGCGCACGCCGGGGGCCUGCGGCCGGGGGACCAGAUCCUGGAGCUGGAGGGCCUGGCCGUGGGCGGCCUGAGCCGCGAGCGCCUUGUGCGCCUGGCCCGGAGCUGCCCGCGGGUGCCGCCCAGCCUGGGGGUGCUGCCAGGUCCCGAGGGCGGCCCGGGCCUGCCGGUGGCCCACACCGCGGCUCUGCGGGCCCCACGCGCCCUGGGGCGCGAGCUGCUGCGCCUGCUGGGCCGCCAGCGCCCCGACGCCGCGCACCGGGAGCGCAGACGGAAGGCCCAGGAGUUCAGCCGCAAGGUGGAUGAGAUCCUGGGGGACCAGCUGAGCGCCAAGGAGCAGGUCUUUGUGGCCCUGAAGCACUUUGCAGCUGAGCAGCAGGUGGACGACCUGGUGUGGGCUCUCACCCUGGCCUUGCCGCGGGAUGCUCGGGGGCCCCUGCUGGACAACCUCAGGAUCUUCAUCCCGAAGAAGCACCGGGCGCGCUUCGACGAGGUGGUGUCGCAGGGCCUGCUUGGCAAACUGUGCCGCGCGCGUCGGACGCAGGGCGCGCAGCGGCUGCGCCGGAGCCGCAGCGAGGAGCGGCCCGAGCGCCUCCUGGUGUCCACGCGCGCCAGCGCCGCCCCGCGCCGCCCGGACGAGCCGCCCCCACGCAAGGCAGCCUCACUGCUGGGCGGCCGGGCCGGCCCCGGGGGCGCGCGCAGGACCGUCCGCGUCUACAAGGGUAACAAGAGCUUUGGCUUCACGCUGCGUGGCCACGGGCCUGUGUGGAUCGAAUCUGUCCUGCCUGGCAGCCCGGCUGACAAUGCCGCCCUCAAGUCCGGGGACCGCAUCCUCUUCCUCAACGGGCUGGACAUGAGGAACUGCUCGCACGACAAGGUGGUAUCCAUGCUGCAGGGCAGUGGUGCAAUGCCCACGCUGGUGGUGGAGGAGGGACCCGUUCCAUUUGCCAGUGACUCAGAUUCGAUGGAUUCCCCCAACCCCACAUCGGCACUCACCUCACUGCAGUGGGUGGCUGAGAUCCUGCCGUCCAGCAUCCGCGUCCAGGGGAGGACCUUCAGCCAGCAACUGGAGCACCUGCUCACGCCGCCGGAGCGCUACGGCAUCUGCCGGGCCCUCGAGAGUUUCUUCCAGCACAGAAACAUCGACACGCUCAUCGUGGAGGUCUACCCCGUGCUGGACACGCCAGCCAAGCAGGUGCUCUGGCAGUUCAUCUACCAGCUGCUCACCUACGAGGAGCAGGAGCUGUGCCAGGAGAAGAUCGCCUGCUUCCUGGGCUACACGGCCAUGACAGCUGACUCCGAGCCGGAGCUGGAACCGGAGCUGGAGCCCGAGCCGGAACCAGAGCUCCAGCGCCACAGCUCCCUGCGGGCCUCCUCCAUGUGCCGCCAGAGCCUUCGGUCCCAGGGCCUGGACACCAGCCGCGGCCCUGGGGAAUGCCCUGACAUGCCACUUCCUCUGGUCCCAGGCGAGCGCCAGGCCGGCGAUGGCACGUCCCUCCCCGAGACCCCCAACCCCAAGAUGAUGUCAGCCGUCUAUGCCGAGCUCGAGUCUCGACUGAACAGCAGCUUCAAAGGGAAGAUGGGGUCCAUGUCCAAGUCCAGGGCCUCCCCACCGGGCCCCAGCCCAGCUGAUGCCACAGGACCCAGGACCCUGUCCAACGUCUCCUGGCCCAGCGAGCGGCUGCUGCCUUCUCACUGCUACUACCCACUCUGCUCUGGGGACCUGGCCUCCCCCAGCAGCUCCGAGUCCCACCCCUAUGCCAGCCUGGACAGCAGCAGGGCGCCCUCCCCACAGCCGGGCCCUGGGCCCAGCCACCCGGACAGCCCCCCUAGCCCAGAUUCCGCCCGCCCACCCAGCCGCCGGAAGCUCUUCACCUUCUCCCGCCCGGUGCGAAGCCGGGACACGGACCGCUUCCUGGAUGCGCUGAGCGAGCAGCUGGGCCCCCGAGCGGCCCUGGUAGAUGAUUUCCUGACACCCGAGAAUGACUACGAGGAGAUGAGCUUCCACGACGACCAAGGCAGUUUCGCCACCAACGAGCGGAGCAGCGCCAGCGACUGUGUGAGCAGCAGCGAGGAGGGCAGCUCCCUGACGUAUUCCUCCAUCUCUGACCACAUCCCCCCACCCCCGCUCAGCCCCCCGCCCCCGCCCCCACUGCCUUUCCACGACCCCAAGCCCAGCUCCCGCUCCUCCGAUGGCCCCCGGGGUCCCAGUCAGGGGCUGAGCAAGCCCCUCCCUCAACUCAGCCACCCAGUCCCGCCCCCACCCCCACCACCCCUGCCUCCACCGGUGCCCUGUGCACCCCCCAUGCUCUCCCGGGGUCUGGGGCACCGGCGCAGUGAGACCAGCCACAUGAGCGUCAAGCGCUUGCGGUGGGAGCAGGUGGAGAACUCGGAAGGCACCAUCUGGGGCCAGCUCGGGGAGGACUCCGACUAUGACAAGCUGAGUGACAUGGUGAAGUACCUCGACCUGGAGCUGCACUUCGGCACACAGAAGCCUGCUAAACCGGUGCCGGGCCCAGAACCCUUCAGGAAGAAGGAGGUGGUGGAGAUCCUGUCCCACAAGAAGGCCUACAACACUUCCAUCCUCCUGGCGCACCUGAAGCUGAGCCCAGCGGAGCUGCGGCAGGUGCUCACCAGCAUGGAGCCCCGGCGCCUGGAGCCCGCGCACCUGGCUCAGCUGCUACUCUUCGCACCCGACGCCGACGAGGAGCAGCGCUACCAGGCCUUCCGCGAGGCGCCCGGACGCCUCAGCGAGCCCGACCAGUUCGUCCUGCAGAUGCUCUCGGUGCCCGAGUACAAGACUCGUCUGCGCAGCCUCCACUUCCAGGCCACGCUGCAGGAAAAGACCGAGGAGAUACGAGGGAGCCUCGAGUGCCUGCGCCAGGCCUCCGUGGAGCUCAAGAACAGCCGGAAGCUGGCCAAAAUCCUGGAGUUUGUGCUGGCCAUGGGCAACUAUCUCAAUGAUGGCCAGCCCAGAACCAACAAGACUACAGGCUUCAAGAUCAACUUCCUGACGGAGCUGAACUCCACCAAGACCGUGGACGGCAAAUCCACCUUCCUGCAUAUCCUUGCCAAAUCGCUGAGCCAGCAUUUUCCAGAGCUCCUGGGCUUUGCUCAGGACCUGCCGACCGUGCCCCUGGCUGCCAAAGUGAACCAGCGGGCCCUGACCAGUGACCUGGCUGACCUGCAUGGCACCGUCCGUGAGAUCCAGGAUGCCUGCCACACCAUGUCCCCCUCCAGCGAGGACAAGUUUGCCGUCGUCAUGGCUUCCUUCCUGGAGACGGCGCAGCCGGUACUCCGGGCGCUGGACGGGCUGCAGCGGGAGGCCAUGGAGGAGCUGACCAAGGCGCUGGCCUUCUUUGGGGAGGACUCCAAGGCCACCACCUCCGAGGCUUUCUUCGGCAUUUUUGCGGAGUUCAUGAGCAAGUUUGAGCGAGCACUCAGUGACCUGCAGGCUGGAGAAGGGCCCCGCAGCUCCGGGAUGGUCUCACCUCUGGCCUGGUGA